AUGGAUUAUUCCCUUCAGUCCUAUCAGUCUUUCAUCGGCCGUCCCGUCACAGAGCUUCCAACGCCCUCCCUAGUCUUGAGCAGGCCAAUCUUGGAAAAAAAUAUCAACCAGCUGCUGCAAGAUGUCAAGGACCUCGACAUUACAUUUAGACCCCAUGUAAAAACACUCAAGUCCAUUGAAGUCACGCGAAUGAUGCUAGGGAAUGGCCUGCACCGCAAGAUCGUUGCAUCAACCUUAUGCGAAAUCCGCGGAGCAAUUCCCUUAGUUAAGGAGGGGAUUCUGGAUGAGUGUCUGUACGGCCUUCCCAUCUAUCCCAGUGCUCUCCCCCAUCUCGAAGAGCUUUCCAAGUCAAUUAGGAUUGUCCUCAUGAUCGACAAUGAGCAGCAUAUAGAUGUGCUUGAACAAUACAUUAACAUCUCGGGAAAUGCAGCGCCGUGGCCUGUUUUUAUUAAAGUGGAUGUUGGAUCCCAUCGCGCAGGACUAGAGAAUUCCUCCCCUUUUCUACCUAGACUGGUUCAGCGAGUUGAAACUUCCACGGCUGCUUCUAUUGAGGGAUUCUACUGCCAUGCUGGUCAUUCUUACGGGUGUCGCACACCGGAGGCUGCCGCAGCUGUGCUACAGACAGAGAUUGAGGGUGUGGUGCGCGCUUCCAAAAACGUGCACCUUUCCAGGGACCGCAGAGUCAUUGUUUCUGUUGGAUCAACCCCCACGGCUCAUGUAGUUAACACACUAAGGAAGGGCCUACCGGAUACGAUAGACUUGGAGUUACAUGCCGGAAAUUACCCCGCAAACGACCUCCAACAAGUCUGCACCAGCCUCAUCUCGGAGUCACAACAGGCAAUCCGCAUUCUUGCUGAGAUCUGUAGUGUAUACCCAGAGCGUAAUGAGGCACUUAUCAAUGCGGGAACUGUUGCAUUGUCCAAGGAAACCAGUGACUCACCAGGAUUUGGCCGUAUAGUCGCACAGUCUCAGUGGUCGGUUCUUCGUAUGGCGCAAGAACAUGGCAUUCUGGGUACGACAGACGCAUCCCAGGAGAAAGUUGCAGAGACUUUCAGGCGCACCAUGUAUAUUACGUAG
This is a messenger RNA of Aspergillus tanneri, 1077 nucleotides long. Its product is annotated as D-serine ammonia-lyase DSD1. Gene Ontology annotation, molecular function: D-serine ammonia-lyase activity. Lineage: Eukaryota; Fungi; Ascomycota; Eurotiomycetes; Eurotiales; Aspergillaceae. The record is from RefSeq and is a predicted model, not a curated record. Gene Ontology annotation, biological process: D-serine catabolic process. The transcript has 5 exons. The coding region runs from base 1 to 1077 and encodes 358 amino acids.